This is a messenger RNA of Daldinia caldariorum, 1899 nucleotides long. RefSeq lists its product as uncharacterized. Lineage: Eukaryota; Fungi; Ascomycota; Sordariomycetes; Xylariales; Hypoxylaceae. The coding region runs from base 630 to 1529 and encodes 299 amino acids. The record is from RefSeq and is a predicted model, not a curated record. The transcript is spliced from 4 exons. Gene Ontology annotation, molecular function: protein binding.
CGUCAUUGUCCCAAGUGUAUUAAAGAAACCGUUCCGGCUUUCGUUUUCUUAUUCCACAAAAGUAAUUAUUAAAUCAUAAACCAGCUGAAAUACAUCAAGAAAAAAGGUACCCAAAAAAAAUCUAAAAAAAUCCCAGCUCAUAUCGUGGUAUCAAAUUUUUUUUCCCUUAAAUUACGCAAGGGGAAAGUUAUCUCGGAGCAAACCGGGCGCGCUUAGGGGAGUGAAUCGACAACUCGCCUGAUCUGGCGUGGUUAUGUCACGGCUGAGCCUCUACAUACAGGCGUCGGCCCCCGUUCGGUAAUAUUGUCGAUCUACGUACAACAUCUGAUUGCACUUAGAUCUCAGACCGACAUUAUCAGAGCCUCAAAUUCGACUGGGUAUACGAGCAAGGAGUUGUCGUCGCGUUGGCCCAAGUCCCGUAAUUCACCAUUUGCAUUGGCCGGCGUGACCGCAUCCGGUCCACACACACCCGGGACAUCCCAGAGAAGGGUCCCGAAUACUUGAUAUAAAUAGUCCUUGUGUCCUAGGAGUACGUGUCUAGGUUUUCCUUUGAAGCCUCGACGACGUGCCUUUUGUGUUUCUGUUGACCCUAUUCUACGUAUCUUUACUCCUGCUCAUAUUUGCACGUCAUGGCUCACUCCCAUCUCUCGAUAGAUUCCCUCCCGAACGAGAUCAUUAUCAAUGUUCUGAACAAUUUCCCGACUCGCUCGCUGUUGCCCCUUGCUGUUGUCUGCCGCCGCUUCUAUGGACUUGUUGGCCGAGUGCACUACACCCGUCUUGUGGAGACCUCGAGGCUGCGGGACCACGAAGUAAUCCUAGAAAGCUUUCACCCGAGUGAGAAGCUCAGUACGCCAUCGCUUCAUUGCGAAUUCCAAGGGAUGCACGGCCUCACCGAGGCUGGCGAAGUUGCUAACCUCGGAGAGCUCAACAACAUAUACGCACGCUUUCGCCCACACCUCGACUCCGAAAAGGCAACUGGGCAGAUUAUUCAAAUGCCGUCGCACGAAAUCUCCUUGGAUUCCGGCGAGCUCUUCUCACAACUAUGCACGAUUACCAACCUUGUAAAGGUGGGCCCAAGACGCGGUUUUUUCUCCAGCUUCGCCAACAUCACCGACAACGUGAUCCGUGUAUGGCGUGACUGGUUAAGCGAAGCAGCAAAGGCAGCAGCAAGGACGCAGCAGCGUGUAGAUUCGGAUUCAGACGAUCGGACCAUCUUAUGGACCGAUUCUUCCAAGACCGUCGGCAUCAGAUUCCGAGUCGUCGAGGAUGAGAGCGCACCAGCACCCGUCCUCUUAGGCCGAGAUGACGAGCCCUCGGUUUCGUAUUCAUUAGAGUACCAAGAAUUGCUGAUAAGAGCAAACUGGCUACUUCUCAGCUUCGAGUCAUCCGAGACUCAAGAAGAAAUGCAUGCAGGAGCCGUUUACUUUCCUGGUACUGGCGCAAUUUACCAGCCAUGCUAUAACUUCUUGCAGUGCGCUGUCCCAUCAGAACGACUGUUCCAGUCGAUAGCUACGACGUUCGUUAUGUAAACCGCCACGAAGCGGUCGGGUACGGACUUACGGAGACCUUAAUGAGAUAUGAUUUGUUCAUUUUCUGGAUAUAAAAUUGGGACAGGAGGCGUUAGUCAUAUAAGACCGUGGUAUUCGGCGGUAGGCUUUCGUCGUUGAAAAUUACUGGGUGGGCUUUAAUUUUUUACAUAGGUUAGGUACCUACAUAGUAUACCGCGUAUGGAGAGAUAGUGUCUCUUGGAAGACGGACUGGAUAGAUUUAGAGAUCGGAUAUAAUAAUACCUUAGAACUUGGAUAUUCACAUAUUUUUUUUUUCUUCAUUCUACUGAUCCGUUAUUAAGUGGAGAGAUGGGAUGACUUUUCUGUAGAACGUAGAACGUAGAACUGAAAA